UCUCCAAAACCUAGCUGAUUAUGGAUGAUUAUGAAGCUACAAGAAUCGUGUUCUCAAGGGUUCAAAAUCUCGACCCUGAAAAUGCCUCGAAAAUCAUGGGCCUCCUCCUCCUUCAAGAUCAUGGCGAAAAAGAAAUGAUCCGAUUAGCUUUUGGCCCUGAAUCUCUAAUCCAUUCUUUGAUUCUCAAGGCCAAAACAGAGCUGAACUUGAACCCAUCUUCUUGUUCUUCAAGACCCAGAAUCAAUCUCCCACCUCUUUCGAUUCCAAUCCCAAAUCCAAACUUUUCAAAUCACCCAGAUGGAGGAGCUGAUUUUGUUGAUGAGUUUCAGAUUCAAGAUCACCUCUGUUUCCUCACCGACGGCUCUGUAAAUGAAAACCCAGAUUUCUUUUACACUAAUCCGGCGGAUUUCCCAGCCAGUCCGACCGACGGCGAUGUGCUGUACGGCGGGGGUAAUUGGGCUGAGGAAUCAGGGUUGGGGCUUGGAUGGCGGCCGUGUUUGUAUUAUGCGAGAGGGUUUUGUAAGAAUGGAAGUGGGUGUAGGUUUUUUCACUCCGGCGGCGGUGAAGUGAGUUUGAUGGCUGAUGGCGGCGGUGGAAGGGCGGAAAUGGUGGACCACUGUUCUGAUAGUCUUCUUCUCCGGUCGAAAUCGGGUUUGCCGCAGAGAUUGGGAAUGGGUUGUUCUGCUAAUAGUAACGGUAACUUUUUUCCAUAUUCGCCGACGGCGGCGUCUGAUUUGCUUCUUCAACAACAGCAAAACGAAAUGCGAAGAGCGGCGGUGGGGUUAUCCAUGGCGGAGGAAUCAGGCAACACAGGGAGAUUCCGGCUGGAAAGAACGGAUUUUUGCGGCGGAGGAAUGGGGAAUCCGGCAGCCAGACAAAUAUAUUUGACAUUUCCAGCAGACAGCAGUUUCAAAGAGGAGGAUGUGUCCAAAUAUUUCAGCAUUUAUGGACCAGUUCACGACGUAAGAAUCCCAUAUCAGCAGAAGAGGAUGUUUGGCUUUGUGACUUUCGUGUACGCAGAUACGGUUAAGCUUAUCCUGGCUAAGGGCAACCCUCACUUUGUCUGUGAUUCUCGUGUUCUUGUUAAGCCUUAUAAGGAGAAGGGCAAAGUCCCUGACAAGUUCAGGAAACAACAACAAUUGGAUAGGGGAGAUUUCUCUUCACCAACUGGUCUCGAUUCUAGAGACCUUCACGAUCUCCAUCUCGGAGCAAGAAUGUUUUACAACACUCAAGACAUGCUAUGGAGGAGGAAACUAGAGGAACAAGCUCUUGAGCUUCAAGCUUUAAGAGUAAUGAGUUUGCAACUUUCUGAUGUUAAAAAGCCUCACCAUCAGCAAACUCCUCUUCCAAUUUGCAGCCCAAUUCCUUCCCCUACUAACACUCCUAAUCCCUUCAAUCAAGCCCUUCUUUUCCAUUCAAUUCCAACCAGCUCACAACUCCUCCAAGAGAAUGGCUCGAACCGCUUACCUGAGGUUCACCUUGAGCCACGAGUGAUGAUCAAUUCAAAUUCGACAGCUGAUAGUGAUAGUAGCAAUGACAAGGAAACCGACUUGCAAGAAACUAGUUUGGAGCAUAAUCUCCCUGACAGUCCCUUCGCCACGGCAUCGUACACGCCAAGUGGCAUCGAGGUCGACGAAUCGGAUGCCUCAACCGACAAUCAUUCUGCAGCUUCAUCCUUCGCUUCGACAUCAAACCUCGGCGCACCCUUCAAAUCCUUCAACUGCCAGUACCCUUCUGGCCAUGGAGCCAUCGGGUUGUAUGCUAGCACGGGCGGACCGACAUGUCGAGUCGGGAUUUAGCUGAUCAUGUAAGUUCUUCUACGUUCUUCAUUUCUCUUCCCUUAAGUGUCUUAAGAGAGCCCACAGUACGAAGGAUCUAAGAAAUUACCACAGGAAUAGCAUUUAAAAUAACAGUAAAAAGAGACAGAGACAUUGAUUGACCUGAAGUUUUGAGUGUUUGGGCACUGUAAUUCUCUUACCAAUGUAAAUUAUUAAUCUUACAAGGUGAAUUCAUAAGCCAACAUGGUCAAAAUUCAGUCAUCUUUGUAUAUGAGAAGUGUUAAUGAUAAAAUUGGAUGAUAUUAGAAAUAUUGGUAAAUUUGAUAUUAGUAAUUGUAAUA
This is a messenger RNA of Cucurbita pepo subsp. pepo (vegetable marrow), 2119 nucleotides long. Lineage: Eukaryota; Viridiplantae; Streptophyta; Magnoliopsida; Cucurbitales; Cucurbitaceae. The record is from RefSeq and is a predicted model, not a curated record.